CAACCUCCACAACACACCGAGAUUAUACGGAACGGACGUGUUCGGGUUCAACAGCGACUACGUUGGUGGGCUGGUACUGAUUUUCGGUCCUUUCCUUCUAAUAGCGUUGAUUCUGGGUCUCUUGAGUCUCUUUAUCUUCUUCAAGUGCGGUUCCUGCCCACCCAAAUGUGCGUAUCGCAAAUCACGCUACCCGACAACUCGAAAACAGGCCACGUGUAUGUCCGGAUGCUUUGUAGUCACUCUGGCCUUGUGUCUGGCCGGUGCUGGACUGGCGAUAUAUGGAAGUAUUAUGUUGAAGGGGUCUGUGACAGAGAGCAACGAAACCGUCGGCAAGACCAACGCAUACCUCGGACAGGUGGAGCAGAUGUCGUUCACAGCGUACACGUCUAUAGCUGAGAUUGAAGGGCGGAUCGAUCGGAUUCAGGCUCUGUGUCCGGGACAAGUCGCCGGUGAUUUAGCUGGAUCGAGGUCUGUGCUACAAGAACUGUUCCAGUUCACAUUCGAUCUGUACGAGUCUAUUGAAGGAUUACCCGCGGCGAUCACAGACGGACAGGAAAUCCUUGAGAAUGUGAACACAUGGCAGUUUAUGGUCAUCAUCGCAUUCCUCUCGGUGUGCAUUGUGCUGCUACUGCUGUUCACCACACUACUGUUUAUGGGUACGUCCAAGUCUGAUACUAUGUCUAUGAAACAUUCCUACUUCCGCCAUUACGGGCGUGUAUUAUGA
Messenger RNA from Sphaeroforma arctica JP610, 724 nucleotides. RefSeq lists its product as hypothetical. The annotation marks the transcript as partial. The record is from RefSeq and is a predicted model, not a curated record. Gene Ontology annotation, cellular component: plasma membrane. The transcript is spliced from 4 exons. NCBI's taxonomy places the organism in Eukaryota, Ichthyosporea, Ichthyophonida. Gene Ontology annotation, molecular function: volume-sensitive chloride channel activity; intracellularly calcium-gated chloride channel activity.